Messenger RNA from Phacochoerus africanus (Common warthog), 2063 nucleotides. Its product is annotated as serine protease 55-like. Bases 1 to 1821 code for a protein of 606 amino acids. Gene Ontology annotation, biological process: proteolysis. Lineage: Eukaryota; Metazoa; Chordata; Mammalia; Artiodactyla; Suidae. The transcript has 10 exons. Gene Ontology annotation, molecular function: serine-type endopeptidase activity. The record is from RefSeq and is a predicted model, not a curated record.
AUGCUUGUGUCUGGAGCCCUGGGUCAGCCCCUGUGGGUCUGUGUGAAACCGCCCCCUUUCCUGGGGAAGCAGCAGGGCUGGGGCUCCCUGGCGGCCCUGGGGAGGAUGGUCCCUGAGGGAACUUGGGCGGGGCUGCCGCGGGUGGGGGAACGGGGCAGGGAGGGCCACAGAUGCCCCGUGCUGGCCCCUCCACCCACUCGCAGGCUGGAUGGGGAUCCCCACUUGCUCACUGUGGUUCUGGGCAGCAAGGACCCUGCCAAGACCCAGGGGGCCGCCCAGGUCUGGGCUCUGCCACUCCAGGCCUGGAGCCGGGCCAGUGAGGUCACAGGAGGAUGUGGCCUGGGGUCCUGCUGUGCCCUAAUUCUUUCCUGGUACAGGCGGCUCGCGGCAUCUGAGCACAAGGCUACAGAGACGCGCCCCGACUUCUACCUGUUCCAUUUUGGGCAGGGGUGCGAGGCAGAUGGGCAUUUUGAAGUUCGUGAAUUGUACUGGUGUGGCAAGCAGGAGCAGGGAGAGAUCACUGUCCAGGUGCAGAGGCCUCCAGGCCUCCAGGCCUCCCGGGGCGCCUCCCCAUUCCCAAGGGUCCAGCUGGGCAGCAACCCCCUCCUCACCCACCGCCACCUCCCCCAGCCACAGAGGACCCUUGACAGUGCAGGCUUCAUGGAAGAGGAGGCAUUUGAGGCCCCGGCCUCCGUGACCUCCCAGGCCAACAGCCAUGAUGAGCAGGAUGAGGGCCAUGCUUCUGUGGUCACUUUUGCUGCUCAUGGCCCAGGCCGAGGACCCACAUCUCGAAACACAGGCCCAGAAGGAGCUGAGCAUCAGCCUGAUUCUUUGAUGCAUCAGAGGAACAGGGAUGGACGCCAGGAGCUGCAGGUGCAGCGCAGAGGCUGGGCACACCCCUGUGUGCAGGCAGAAUGUGGUGAAAGACCCCUUUUUGAGGGAGGAGCUCAAUAUUCCAGAAUUAUAGGGGGCAUGGAGGCUGAGGUGGGUGAGUUUCCAUGGCAGGUGAGUAUUCAGGCAGGAAAUGAACAUUUCUGUGGUGGCACCAUCAUCAGCGAGUGGUGGAUUAUCUCCGCGGCUCACUGCUUGUUGUCUGAGGAGAUUGUGCUAAGAGAACUGAGAGUCGUGUUGGGAACAAAUAGCUUAAUCAGCCCAUCCCUGGAUAUAAAGGGAGUCACACGGAUAAUUCUUCACAAGGACUUUCAAAGAAGCAACAUGAACAAUGAUAUCGCCCUGCUCCUGCUGGACACGCCCAUCGAGUUCAACAACCUGAAAAAACCCAUCUGCAUGCCCAAGCAGCCCAGCCCCUCCACGUGGCACCAAUGCUGGGUGACAGGAUGGGGGCAGAUCAAAACUGGUACCAAAGAGCCCAUGGAAACUGAGCUGAUGAAAGUGCCCAUGACCAUCGUGGACUGGGGAAAGUGUUUAAAGGAAUUUCCAAAACUUACCAAAAAUAUGCUGUGUGCUGGUUACCAGAACGAGAGCUAUGAUGCCUGCCAGGGUGACAGCGGGGGGCCUCUAGCCUGUACCACGCAAUCUGACAAGAAAUGGUACCAGGUCGGCAUCAUCAGCUGGGGGAGGAGCUGUGGGCAGAAGAACACCCCGGGAAUAUACACUUCACUGGAAAACUACACACUCUGGAUCAAGAACGUGACUGAGAUGGAGGGAAGACCCUAUAGUGUCAAGAAAAUAAGAGGCUCUCUCAAAGAGAAACCAAAGAGCUCCCGGGCCUCACAAUUCCUGGAGCCAGAGAGCCCCAGAUUCUGGCUCCAGCUCUGCCUUCUGCUCUCCAUGCUGUUAAAGGCCAUUUUCUACGGAUAAUAAAACAGAUGCUAUUCUGUAACCAAGGAAGGUGUGUGAGAAUGAGCCACCAGCAGAGAGACUGACUACAGAUUAGAGCUAAAGGCUAGAACUGAAGCCAAUAACAGAAAGAACCAGAAGUCAGGCAGGCUGGAGCCAUGGUUUAGGGACUGGGCUUUAAGUCCCUUUAGUGACUCUCUGCAUUGCAGGUGAGGUACUGAACUCAAACCAUCUAAAGCCAAAAGGGUUGUUUAUAGAGGUAC